This is a messenger RNA of Exophiala dermatitidis NIH/UT8656, 771 nucleotides long. Its product is annotated as ureidoglycolate dehydrogenase. Bases 1 to 771 code for a protein of 256 amino acids. The record is from RefSeq and is a predicted model, not a curated record. The transcript is spliced from 2 exons. Lineage: Eukaryota; Fungi; Ascomycota; Eurotiomycetes; Chaetothyriales; Herpotrichiellaceae.
AUGAGACACGCUGCGUGGCUGCUCGCCUCACUGGCGACCACAGUUCUUGCUGCUCCAACCCCGACCAAGAGGGAUGCCGCCACAAGUACUACCUGGACUCCCACGUUAGCAGGAUACUUCGACACCGUCUACAAAUACAUUGAAGAAGUCAAGCGUUCGAAUGGAUCUGGGCCUACCUGUGACCUAUCCAAAGCCAAGAUGCCCACCGGCACCGCUCCCUUACCAAGUCCUGACGGCUUGACGCUGGCACACGUUGCUGUCGGACGAGGUGUUCAGAACUAUACUUGCGCAAAUUCCACCGCCACUCCCGCCGCUGUUGGCGCCGUCGCCAGUUUCUUCAACGCCUCCUGUGUGGCCGCGGACUAUCCUGAUCUGCUCGAGCUCAUGCCUGGCGUCGCCUUGGAGUUCCCUGUUCCUACGGGCAACAGUCUUCUCGAGCCGUCCGCUCUCGGUCUCUCCAGUCACCACUUUUUCUCAAACACCACCACGCCUGUCUUUGCUUUUGAUGUUCCCACGGGUCCGCAAUUGGGCACUGUGACGGGACAGAAAGUUCAUGAUUGUCCCGCCCCAGUCAAUGCUGUUGUUGGGCCCAAUGGUAAAGGAAAUGGCGCCGUGGCAUGGUUGCACAUCACUGCUCGGUCUACCACUAUAGGCAACAUCAAGGCCGUCUACCGACUCAGCACGGCUGGAGGCAGUCCGCCCGCAACAUGUGCCGGCCAACCAGCUGCCUUUAGCCAAGACUACUCUGCUAUCUAUUGGUUUUGGGAGUAA